Capra hircus (goat) is the source of this 1562-nucleotide messenger RNA. RefSeq names its product alcohol dehydrogenase 6. The record is from RefSeq and is a predicted model, not a curated record. Gene Ontology annotation, cellular component: cytosol. The coding region runs from base 169 to 1296 and encodes 375 amino acids. NCBI's taxonomy places the organism in Eukaryota, Metazoa, Chordata, Mammalia, Artiodactyla, Bovidae. The transcript is spliced from 10 exons. Gene Ontology annotation, molecular function: zinc ion binding; all-trans-retinol dehydrogenase (NAD+) activity. Gene Ontology annotation, biological process: retinoic acid metabolic process; retinol metabolic process.
CCUUCUUUCACUUCCUCAUCGUCGACUCCUCUGGUCCAUUAAAGGACCUCAACAAGUGGCGACCAGAACAGGAGCUUGGUACAUGUGGCGGAUUCGGACAGAGUGACCCCAGGGCCUAUUGAGGCCGUAUAUUCAUCUGUGGCCAGAAGAACACAAGAGAAAAUCAGCAUGAGUACUACAGGGAAAGUUAUCAGGUGCAGAGCAGCCAUAGUCUGGAAGCCUGGUGGAUCAUUUUCCAUUGAGGAGGUAGAAGUGGCUCCACCAAAGGCAAAAGAAGUUCGCAUAAAGAUGGUGGCCACUGCGCUCUGUGGGACUGAGAUGAAAAUAUUGAAGGAUAGAAAUCUUCAGCACCAACACUACCCUAUCAUUAUGGGCCAUGAAGGAGCUGGAAUAGUCGAGAGUGUGGGAGAAGGAGUGAGCACAGUGAAAGCAGGAGAUAAAGUUAUCGCACUCUUUCUACCACAAUGUGGAGAAUGCACCUCUUGCCUUAAUUCUGCAGACAAUCUUUGUAUAAAAUUCAAACAGGGAGAAACCCACCUGAUGUCUGAUGGUACCAGUAGAUUUACCUGCAAGGGAAAACCAGUAUACCACUUUGGGAAUACAAGCACCUUCUCUGAAUACACAGUAAUGAAUGAAAUCUCAGUCGCCAAGAUCGAUGCAGCUGCACCUCUGGAGAAAGUAUUCUUAGUUAGCUGUGGUUUUUCUACUGGGUAUGGUGGUGCAAUCAAUACUGCCAAGGUGACCCCAGGCUCCACUUGUGCUGUGUUUGGCCUGGGAGGAGUUGGCCUGUCUGUUAUCAUGGGCUGCAAAGCAGCUGGAGCAACCAGGAUCAUUGCAGUGGACAUCAACAAAGACAAAUUUGAGAAGGCAAAGGAAGUGGGUGCCACUGAGUGCAUCAACCCACAGGACUAUGGGAAACCCAUCCAAGAAGUUUUAUUUGACCUGACAGGUGAUGGUGUGGACUUUAGCUUUGAGGUCAUUGGAAAUCCAGAAACUGUGGCAGCUGCCUUGGCCUCCUGCCGUGAGAGCCAUGGGGUCUGCGUGAUUAUUGGGUUAAUCGUUGGUGUCCAACUCAACAUCAGUGGCCACUUGUUCUUCUCAGGACGUUCUUUAAAGGGAUCUGUUUAUGGAGGCUGGAAAGGCAGAGAUGGUGCCUCUAAACUGGUUUCUGAUUAUAUGGCAAAGAAGAUUAACCUAGAUGCACUAAUUACCCAUACUCUGAAUCUUGACAAAAUCAAUGAAGCAGUUGAAUUAAUGAAAACUGGAAAAUGCAUCCGCUGUGCCCUGUUACUUUAAGUAUGAUGCUCACCAACUAAAUACCAUUUGCAUAAUUUCACGGUUUAGAAGAAUUAUCCACACGAUGCUGUUUCUGUCUGCUUGCCUCUGAGUCAUUUAACAAUGGGCUCAUACCCAGCUUCUACUGUCACCACUUCAUUGCCAUUGUUCUCACGUGACCAAGUGUCACCCAGAAACAUCCUCCCUUUCAGAGCUAGGUUAAGGUUGAUUUGAAUCACCCAAUCCUAGACCCUUCAAAUAAACAAAAAUCACCCAGGAUACUCCCA